AUGGACAUGGAGCAGGCGGCGAACGAUGAAGAGACCAGGUGGAUGAAGCGAGAGGGUUCAGAGGGUGGCAGUGCCGAGGAUGGGGGCAUGUCGCAGCUCGCGAGUCUACUGACGGCACGAGACGCGGAUGGGGCGGCGGCGCAGCCGCAGCAACAAUCGGCCAAGAGCGAUGCCAUCCAGGCUAUCCUUUCCUCUGCCGGCGUCGAGUACACGCACGAGAAUUCCGAGGUCAUCGGCACGUCCAAGAUUGAGGAGCAGCUGUCUCGCGCCGCCGAGAUGGCGUCCCAGGCGGACAACCCUGACGGCAACAGCGCCCUCUUCGGCAGCCAGCUGCUCGAGGGCGUGAUGGACGCCAGGGCCGACGGCAGGCUGAGGCGCUACCGGUACAACCCGCCCGAGGACGUGAUGCGGCGGCAGUUUUGCAGCAUGGCGCGCGAGUUCGGCUUCGCCAAUGCGACGCAGUUUGCACUCGUCGUGGAGAACUGGACGCAGGAGCAGCGGCGCAACUGCCUCGAUGCGUUCUAUCGCGUCAGGGAAGACAAGCUCAUGGCCGAGGAGUCAACCUCGCGGGAGAGGUCGAAUCCCGAGCGCACGUCCACGUCGAGUGAGGCGGUCAAGGUGGAGACGGCAGAUCAGGGAGGGAGCCCGAGGCUUGCUGAGGCGCAGCGGGAGCUUGUCACGGCAGAGGCCGCCCGAGAAAGUUCUGAGGUCAAGGCAGAGGGCAGCUGUAAGGUUGAAGCGGCCGAGACGAUGGUGAAGAUGGAGUCGUCUUCGGCAAAAAGGGCAUCAGUGUUCAUUUACGAUACGGAUGAUGAUGAGACGGACGAGCUCUAA
Molecule: messenger RNA, 834 nt
Organism: Verticillium alfalfae VaMs.102
Lineage: Eukaryota; Fungi; Ascomycota; Sordariomycetes; Glomerellales; Plectosphaerellaceae
Exons: 1
Coding region: 1-834 (277 amino acids)
Source: RefSeq, a predicted model, not a curated record